This is a messenger RNA of Hydractinia symbiolongicarpus, 541 nucleotides long. Its product is annotated as tigger transposable element-derived protein 6-like. The record is from RefSeq and is a predicted model, not a curated record. NCBI's taxonomy places the organism in Eukaryota, Metazoa, Cnidaria, Hydrozoa, Anthoathecata, Hydractiniidae. Bases 1 to 474 code for a protein of 157 amino acids. Gene Ontology annotation, molecular function: DNA binding. Gene Ontology annotation, cellular component: nucleus. The transcript has a single exon.
AUGAUUAAUGAUGCGUCAUCCAAACCUUUCGAACGUCUUUUUCGAACGUUUUCGAGAAAAUCUAAAGAAUUUCAAAAGAAAGACACUCUCAUAACAAUGUCGUCUGUGGCAGGAUCAAAGCGUCGAAUUGACAAUAAGUCGUGCAAAAUCAAGUACAAAGCUCUUAAAGCGUUGCAAAAGGGUACUGCGCCAAAGGAUGUGGCAAAAGAGUUCAAAAUUCCUCCAAGCACCCUGUCAACUUGGAAAAAAAAUAAAGAAAAGAUUUACAAGCAGUUUAACAACGGGCAAACAUCGAAGAGAUCAAAGCCAGAAAAAUUCGAAGAUGUGAACAAAGCUGUUCAUAAAUGGUUACUUAUGAUGAGGAGUGAGAAUAUCCCAAUCAGUGGCCCAAUGCUGAAAGAGAAAGCUCUUGAGUUUGCCGAAGCGUUGGGUGUCGAGUCAUUUCAAGCUUCUCAGGGGUGGAUGGCUAAAUGAAAAACCAGGUUAGUUGACUAAGAUUUUGUUUGUUUAUCUUCGUGAAGAUAAAAUCUAAAAAAAUGUU